CUUUUUAACCAGCUGCUCCCCCCCACCCCCUAUAAUAAGGAGCGUCCCUCCUCCCUCUCUCCCACCUCCCAGAUCCUGCACGCCAUCCAUCAGCUUGAUACGCACACACCCAUCCGCAACAAGAAAAAGAAAGGGAAGCCAUGGCGCCCAGGACGUCCGACAAGACGGCGACGCCGCCUGCUGCCGCGGUCGCCGCGACCGGCCUGGCGCUCGGCGUCGGCGGCGGCGCCAACGGUGGAGGCGUCGGCCCGCACUACAGGGGCGUGAGGAAGCGCCCGUGGGGCCGGUACGCGGCGGAGAUCCGCGACCCGGCCAAGAAGAGCCGGGUGUGGCUCGGCACGUACGACACGGCCGAGGAGGCCGCGCGGGCCUACGACGCCGCCGCGCGCGAGUACCGCGGCAACAAGGCCAAGACCAACUUCCCCUUCGCCUCCGCGCCGCCCGCCGCAGCCCUCACCGGCGACGGCAGCCGGAGCAGCAACAGCAGCACCGUGGACUCCUUCGGCGGCGACGUGCAGGCACCCAUGCAGGCCAUGCCGCUCCCUCCCUCCGUCGAGCUCGACCUGUUCCACCGCGCGGCCAGCACCGCCGGGGCCGGCAUGCGGUUCCCUUUCAGCGGCUACCCCGUUUCGCACCCGUACUACUUCUUCGGACAGGCCGCGGCGGCCGCCGCCGCCGGCUGCCACAUGUACAACCUGGCCCCGAAGGUCACCGUGGCGUCCGUGUCCCCGAGCGACUCCGACUCCUCGUCGAUCGUGGAUCUGGCGCCGUCGCCGCCCGCAAGGAAGCCCGUCCCUUUUGAUCUUGACCUGAACUGCCCGCCGCCGGCCGAGCACUGAUCGGUGGCCCGAGUUUAUUUAGAUGAUAUGACUGCUAGUUUUCUUUCGUCUCCUUUUUCUUUUUCUCUCCCUAGAAGGAAGAAAAAACUCCAUGUACCUCCAUGAUGCUUAGUUGAGGCCCCCUUGCAUAACAACGGCAGGGGCAGAUCUGUAAAUACGGUUUCUUUUUUUCGCCGGAGAGUAGUUGGCUUGAGCAAGAGAGCCAGAGAGAUGGAUGUAUUGUCGCCCAAGACAGAUCCUGCCGGCGUUGUUAUGGACCGAAUUAUAAUGAGUUACUUCUACUUUGACAGCCCAA
Molecule: messenger RNA, 1134 nt
Organism: Hordeum vulgare subsp. vulgare (domesticated barley)
Lineage: Eukaryota; Viridiplantae; Streptophyta; Magnoliopsida; Poales; Poaceae
Product: ethylene-responsive transcription factor 8-like
Exons: 1
Coding region: 141-839 (232 amino acids)
Biological process (GO): regulation of DNA-templated transcription
Molecular function (GO): DNA-binding transcription factor activity; DNA binding
Source: RefSeq, a predicted model, not a curated record